AUGCUGCUUUUGAUAUUUUUAGCAUUAGCAUCCUCAUUACGAAUUCAGAAAAACUUUGCCAUAUCAAAUAUUGAGAGGACAGUGUCAUUAACUGAUAGAUACGUCAGCAUCCAAUCCAAAAUUACUUUUUAAAAUGAUGGAGUAAUUCCAAUUGAAAAGGUUUAUUAUACAAUCCAUAAUGUAUUGGCAGAUAGACUAUAUCAUGUCAAUAUAGAGGAGUGCAAUGCAAAAAAACUGAUUGAAGACGUGGACGUGAAAUACAAAUAGAAUGCCACAGUCUAUGAAUUCACCUUGAAUAAGCCAAUAGAGCCUAGCUCCACUUUAGAAGUAGAAUUAAGUGAACAAUUUUAUAAAAGAUUUAACCCAUUACCAAAAGAAAUCGGAUUAGAGGAUGAGCAAUUAGUCUAAUUCUUGGAUUCAGUCUAUUUCUUCACUCCUUAUCUAGUAAAGAAUCAAAUCACUUACUAUGAAACUCCUAAAAUUAUUUCUUACACACUAAAAUCGGCAAUUCAAAGAAACUAACUUCUAGAAUUUGGACCUUACUAGGAUGUUAAGCCUUAUACUACAUAAAUUCACACAAUUCAUUUAGAGAAUAACACACCAAUGACUAUUUUUACAAAGGCUUCUAAGAUUGUAGAGGUCUCUCAUUGGGGUAAUAUUUUAAUCGAAGAAAAUUAUUCAAUUGAAAAUCAAGGUGCCAAAUUAAAAGGAGAAUUCGGAAGAGUCAAUUUCAAUAAAUACAAUCCAAAUGUGGGCAAACACUCUUUGAAAUAAUUGUCAGCCUCACUCCCAUAUGAUUCUUGGGGUGUUUAUUACAGAGAUGAAAUUGGAAACAUUUCCACAUCAAAUGCUGCUAAAGGGAAACUUAAUGGGGAAAACUAAGCCUUAGUCUAAUUAAGACCUAGAUUUGCAAUAUUUGGAGGAUGGAGAAGUAAUUUUACCUUAGGAUACAAUUUACCAACCAAAAAAUAUUUAGAACAAGAUGGAAACAAUUUUAGACUCACACUAAAUUUCUCCUUCUCUGUAAAGGAGGUGGUGUCUGAUAAAUAUACCUUCUAAAUUUCCUUACCUGAAGGAGCUUAUGAUAUCCAAGUUGAUCUACCUUUGUAAGUGGAAAGGAAUGACACACUAUUGUUUUCUUACUUUGAUACAGUAGGUAGGCCAACCAUAAUUUUGAAUAAGGCAACUACAAGUCAAUAUGAUAAUAAGCAGAUUAUUAUCACUUAUCGACUUUCUGGAACAUCGAUUUUGAGGGAACCUUUAAUGAUUUUCGGAACCUUUUUAUUUGCAUUUCUGUCUAUAAUAUAUUUAAGAAGAUUAGAUUUAUAGACUUUAAAAUUAAAAGAGUGA
Paramecium tetraurelia is the source of this 1350-nucleotide messenger RNA. RefSeq lists its product as uncharacterized. The record is from RefSeq and is a predicted model, not a curated record. Lineage: Eukaryota; Ciliophora; Oligohymenophorea; Peniculida; Parameciidae. Gene Ontology annotation, cellular component: membrane; oligosaccharyltransferase complex. The transcript is spliced from 7 exons.